Molecule: messenger RNA, 544 nt
Organism: Pogoniulus pusillus (Red-fronted tinkerbird)
Lineage: Eukaryota; Metazoa; Chordata; Aves; Piciformes; Lybiidae
Gene: JTB
Product: jumping translocation breakpoint
Exons: 5
Coding region: 104-544 (146 amino acids)
Biological process (GO): mitotic cytokinesis
Cellular component (GO): midbody; centrosome; membrane
Source: RefSeq, a predicted model, not a curated record
GCACGGCACUCUGCCGCUCGCGGCUCUUCCCAGCGGCCCCCGCGCCUCAAGAUGGCGGCGCCGCCGCAGACGCAGUGCCGGACCCGGUAGCUCCGCCGCGUCCAUGGGGCCCCAGAGCCUCCCCGGGCCGCGCUGUUGCGUCUUCUGCGCCGUCCUGGGCGCUCUGGUCUGUGGGCUGCGGCCGGCGGCGGCGAUGGCGGUGAAUGACGAGCAGCGGUCGGCGAGCCCGGUGGCGGCCGCGCAGUGCUGGCGGGUGGAGGAUUUCGUGGUGGUGCAGGAGUGCGCCCGCUGUUCCAGCUUCCAGACGAAGUCCAUGGCGGAGUGCAGGCCCACGGGGUUCGUGGAGAAGGUCACCUGUGCCACCUCCAAGAAGGACGACUUCAAAAGGUGCCGCUCGGCGGUGAUGGAAGCCCGCAUCUUCUGGCGGUUCGUGGGCACCAUGAUGUGUGUGGCUGCCCUGUUCGCCGUGCUGGUGGUGUGCCGCCAGCGGGUGCUGGACAGGAAGGCGCUAGAGAAGGUUCGCAAACAGCUCGAGUCCAUUUAG